This is a messenger RNA of Sodiomyces alkalinus F11, 1276 nucleotides long. RefSeq lists its product as hypothetical. The transcript has 2 exons. NCBI's taxonomy places the organism in Eukaryota, Fungi, Ascomycota, Sordariomycetes, Glomerellales, Plectosphaerellaceae. The record is from RefSeq and is a predicted model, not a curated record. Bases 282 to 1172 code for a protein of 296 amino acids.
UCCUUGCCGAGUUGACCUGGGAAGGCACGAAGCUGGGGUACCGAAAAGGAAAAAGGUGAGAAGUCGGUGAGGGGUAGCUCGGUAGCUCUUGAUAAGCCCACGAUAAAAAAGGGGGCGGCAGGAGCCGGCGGGCGGUAUUGCACGCGAGAGGUCCGUCUGUCAUUUCCAAGGCAUUGUCGCGACCUGUCUACCUUAAUAACUUCAUAUUAUAACAAAAGAGACCGUUCUUUUCAAGCCACAGUCGCCCAUACCUCUUUUCCACCUCGAACACCGCCAAGACGAUGCCUGACCGGUCCCAUCCACCGCCGCCACCACCACCGGCAACAACAGCAAUAUCAACACACGACCCUACAACAAGCUCGACAGCACCACCAGCACCCCGCCGAGGCAUGUCGCGCAGCUUAUUCAAAAGCCAUCUCAUGCGUCGUCCCACCUCGGGCGCCGUUAUUCCCAGCGCAGGGGUGGCCGCUCCACCGUCGUCUUCCUCCAACAACUCGGCCGAGACGCUGCGCCUUCCCAAUAUGGACAUCCACAGCGACGACGCUUCGCCCGAGCUUGUGGUGCGCAACACGCAUGGGGAGAUUGAAAUCUUCGGCGACUUGCCCAUCUCUGGGAUGCUGGAUGACGGCGACGAGGGUGUCUUGCAUGACCAAGAGGAGCCCAAGAGUGAGUUUUUUUUUUUUCCUGAGAGUCCCGAGUCAAAUGGGAGGCUAGGGGUGGACGCUGACUUGGGGUGCUACCGUUGUGAAGAAGAGAGGCAGCGACUUGCCGAUGCGGUUAAGCAGCAUCAGCUCAACCAUUCAGCGGUCCUGGAUCAUCCUGAAGGUACGUAUAUUCAUCCUGUCUUCAUCUCAUGUGUCAUUUCAUCCAUCAUCCUUCCAGCGGCCGGUUUUUUGCUAUGGGUAUAUGGAUCCACACUACAGAUUCCCACUAGCAACGCUAUGCUUUUUUUUUUCUUCUUUUUUUUGGGGGGGGUUUUUUUUUUGCCCCCCUUCCCCUUUACGCCUGCUAACCCGCUGGAUGAUGUGAAGAGGUCCUUGAUGACAUCAGGCGAAGCCUCAAGGCCAAAGUGGCGGCCCUCGAAGAGGACCAGUGGAUGUAUGAGGCCGGGGAUUGUACAAUGCGCCGCUAGAAGCAGCCUAAGUAUCCCUGGCCGCCUCUUCCUGGCUUGACCUGGCGCGGGACACACCAUCCCAACGACGCCUAACGGCACAGACGCCGAUGCUUUUCUUUCCCUGAUGCGAGCCAGUGUCACGGGUGAGAACGCCGAAUCGAC